GAAGGUCUUGCCUCCAGUCCCUGUCAUGGUGGCCGCACCCCCUCCACCUGGGGACGACGACGAUGACGACGAUGACGACGACCUCCGACUGCCUGGGGAGGCACAACCCAUGCUCAUCAUGGAGGCACAGCCCAUGCCCAUCAUGGGCUGCGAGGGACCUCCUCAGAGUCUGCCAGCAUCGAGCCUCUUCUCCGCCAGGGAGUGGGAGGAGGAGGAGGAGGCUGAGGAGAAUGACAUUGCGGGGUCCUUCGUCCUCGACGAGGAUGAGGAGGCAGGCGACUUGGCGUCGGAAGACUGUGCCCUUCCCGCUGCGCCGGCGGACAAAGCAGAACCUUCCGCAGCGGAUCUGGACCUCGACAUGUUUGCCGACAUGUGA
Symbiodinium natans is the source of this 376-nucleotide messenger RNA. The record is from the annotation of a GenBank genome assembly. NCBI's taxonomy places the organism in Eukaryota, Dinophyceae, Suessiales, Symbiodiniaceae.